UGCUGUUAUUUCAGAGGAAAGCAGAAAGCCGCAAAGCACAGGCUCCAUCUGCCCACCCUGGCGGAGGCAGCCUGCCGCCCUGCACGUGUCAAACGUAGCGGUGGUUGUGUUCGUCUCAGAAGCUACUUCUUAUUUUAUUACAGAAUAAGCGAGGCGGCACCUUCUUAGGAAGCCUCCUACACGGAGCCUGACCUAAGGGCCCGGCUGCGGCUGCUCCCGCCGCGGCGGUGGCGGCAGGGCGCGGCGGGCGCCAUGAGGCUGCAGACGCCGCAGUUCCAGGCGCUCUUCACGCCGGGGCUCCGCAGCGUGGCAGAAUUGUUCGAGAAGAAGAACUAUGAGCUGAGAAUAGCAGGAGGUGCUGUGAGGGAUUUGCUGAGCGGAAUGACACCACAAGACAUAGAUUUUGCCACUACAGCUACACCAGCAGAGAUGAAGGAAAUGUUCACGUCUGCUGGUGUUCGUCUGAUCAAUAACAAAGGAGAAAAACAUGGAACCAUUACUGCCAGGCUCCAUGAACAGAAUUUUGAAAUUACUACUCUUAGAAUAGAUGUUGUCACCGAUGGACGACACGCAGAGGUAGAAUUCACCACCGACUGGGAAAAGGAUGCUGAAAGGAGGGAUCUGACUGUCAAUUCCAUGUUUUUAGGUUUGGAUGGGAUGCUGUAUGAUUUUUUUAAUGGAUAUGAAGACUUAAAAAACAAGAAAAUUAGAUUCGUAGGAAAGGCAAGUGCAAGAAUACAAGAAGAUUAUCUACGAAUCCUAAGAUAUUUCAGGUUUUAUGGAAGAAUCGCAGAAAAACCUGAUGAUCAUGAACCUACUACACUGGAAGCAAUUAAAGAAAAUGCCAAAGGUUUGGCUGGAAUAUCAGGAGAAAGGAUUUGGGUGGAACUGAAAAAAAUUCUUCUUGGAAGCCAUGUAAACCAUUUGGUUCGACUUCUGUAUGAGCUGGAUGUUGCCCAAUAUAUAGGACUACCACUUAAUGGAAGUUUAGAGGAACUUGACAGAGUCACUAAAAAUAUUCAAAAUUUGUGUCCGAAACCCAUGACUGUUCUGACAUCAUUGUUCAAGGUGAAGGAUGAUGUCACAAACCUUGAUUUGAGGCUGAAAAUCUCAAAAGAAGAGAAAAACCUUGGCCUCUUUUUAGUGAAACACCGGCAGGAGUUAACCAAAGCAGUGGGUCCUGAACCUCUUAGACCAUAUCAAGACUUCAUCAUGGAUUCUAGGGAAGCUAAUACAAAUUCCAAGAUACUGGAGCUUCUGAAGUACCAAGGAGAAGAACAUCUUCUAAAAGAAUUGCAGCAGUGGACUGUUCCUUCUUUUCCCGUUAGCGGCCACGAUUUAAGAAAAAUGGGUGUGUCUUCUGGGAAAGAAAUCGGAACAGCAUUACAGCAGUUACGGGAGGAGUGGAAGAAGAGUGGAUACCACAUGGAUAAAGAAGAACUGUUAAGUUGCCUGAAGAAAUAGUAAAAUUGAAUAAUAAUAAAGAACUAUUUGCGCCAUGUUCCAAGUAGAAUUGAGAUACCAGUAACUACUUUGUCAAUGUACUAGCAACCAAUACGGUAUUCUGCAUAUUUAAGAUCUUCACAGACAGCACUGUUCUCCUGUUUAUUAAUAUGUAUUUUCUGCAAACAGAGGUUUAAUUUUGUAGUGAUGUAAAAUCUUAUUUGGCAAGUUCCACAAACUACCUCUUUUUGUUGUAUAUUAUGAUAGAUAUUUACUACUUUAUCUUGAUUUGGGGAAUGUAUAGAUGACAGACUUUUCUCAUUCCAACUUUGCUACAUCUCAAAAAGAAGAUACUUCUAUCCUGUAGAUAAAAUCAUCUUAAUGGUUUUUAGUGCUUAGAAGAGGGACAAAGUGUGAGGAAAGAACGAGAUAUAAAUCUUUUUGUAGUUAAAACUAGAUAUAAAAUUGAAAUACCCACUUCACCACUUCCCAAACAGUCACAGUCUUACCAUGUAAAAGAAGUCUCUUUUCUUUAAAAAAUAAUAAUAAAUAAAAAAAAAUAUCCAUAAUUUCAGAAACAAUUUUAGAUUAAAAGGGUGACUUAAUUGUGUCAGUAUCAUGAACUUCUUUCUCUCUUCAGUAGUUUUUUGGUAACUUACUUCUUGCUGUGAGGAGUUAAGUCCAUAGAGAACUGGCGAAGGGUUCUGCAGUUCUCAACUGUGUAAAUGAAAUGUAUCAUCAAUGGAAAUUGGAGAAGGGAGGGGAGAUCAGCUUCCCAACUUGUCUUUUUUCUCCUCAUGUCCAGUAGUUGACUCUUCCUUUUCUUCCUUUUUCUUCUCCAGUUACUUAAGUGGAAUUAGGGUGGUGAUGUUAGUGUGCCUAAACAAAGUGAAUCUUGCCUAAGUCAUGUAUCUGUUGCCUUCAAACUACUGACAAUAAAUUACCAGUUUGUAUUCAGUAAUUCUCACAUCUUUUUCUGUAGCUCACAGCAGUUACACCCAGAGGCGUUCACCUCCUCUCUCAUUUGCAGACAUUCUGUUUAAAUCAGUAGGAUUAUUUUGGAAAGAAAUCUUUACCAUCCCUGCUACUAUCACAACAGGAUCUUCCCAGGGUACGUGCAACAGCUGUGUUGCUUCUGUGUUAAUUGUCCAUACGUAUCUUCUGUCUGUGCAGAUCCACAUUAAAAAUGCACUCUGAAUUCAGUUCAAAAGGAAAUUUAAAUAUUUUGUCCCUUCAACAUUAAUAAAUAUAUCAAUAGCAUUUUGGAAAAUAUGAGAAAUAAGGGGUUUUGACUAUAAGUUAAAGCUGAUGGGAUGUUAGGGGAGAAGGAAGCCUAAAAGAGGAGAGAGCUGUGUUCAUGUAGUACCUAAUAACUCAUACUGGACUUGAUGAACAGUUCAUAGUCUGUUUGAACAGUAGCCAUGAAAUAAUGCUGUGGAAGAUAGACUUUUGAAACUGAUUUGUUCAUGGCUGGUCAUAACGAACAUGUACUAACAUCCCUGGCUUUUUUUGGUGUACUUUUAAAAAUAAAAAAUUGUUCUAAAUGAAA
Cygnus atratus (black swan) is the source of this 2992-nucleotide messenger RNA. It is a transcript of the gene TRNT1, whose product is annotated as tRNA nucleotidyl transferase 1. The transcript has 8 exons. Gene Ontology annotation, biological process: RNA processing. Gene Ontology annotation, molecular function: RNA binding; nucleotidyltransferase activity. The coding region runs from base 253 to 1464 and encodes 403 amino acids. The record is from RefSeq and is a predicted model, not a curated record. Lineage: Eukaryota; Metazoa; Chordata; Aves; Anseriformes; Anatidae.